CCCUGCGCACAGAAGAACAAUUGUUGUUGAGAUGCUGACUUGAAGAGCCGGCCUUAAGCCACACACAAUUAUUAUUUAAAAACAUUGUCGCGGUGACGCAAAGGUUUCAAAUGAACAGUGGACUGGUUAGGCUAUAGAGAGAUGCAUGGGUAGUGCGUGUGCGCCUGGUGGUUAUGCUACUAAUGACAGCGUGAUGCAUUUAUGCGAGCUUGCAGUCGCCGCCUCCGGACAGAGCCGUUGUCGAAGAAGAAGAUGCUGAAUCAGCUGCGCGCUCGUGAGAUAGCCUAUCCGGGGUAGUCUAUGUCUCCUUUUCCAAUUUCACAAAUGUCUCCCUUGCUUCUGACAAUAGAAGACGAUACAUUGGCACAGCGUUGGGAACAGUUUAUUAUUACAUUUUGCUGCUGGAAAUAAAUAGGCUGCCUGUCUAGAGAGAUGUGCAUCGCUCCAAAGGAGACAUCAAGUUUGACAACUGUGACCAUCUAGGCUACGAUGAAGCAGGUUGCACGAGGAGUUAGAGCAUUUGGUUUGGCUGGAGACUUUAUGUUAUCGCUUAUAUCAAUGGCAUGACUAUUUCACCACGCACAAUGGAGGAUAAAUCCAACAAACUAAUUUUGAUUCCGAUACUGGCCGUGGUCUUCUUGAUGAUAGGCUAUCAGUACAUUUGUUCAGCCGGCAGUAACUCUUGUCGCUUUCUAACUGGGGACAAGUUGAGUGGAAUGUUCCGCCAAUAUCACUCGGGGGACGAUAUUUACGCGUACCAAGAUGGGCUGGACGAGGAGGGUUCUUCGAAAAUUCUGUCUAAAUUUAAUUUUACUGACCGAGACCUUGAGCGACACGUGGAUUUUAACAUCAAAGGAGAUGACGUUAUAGUGUUCCUCCACAUCCAGAAAACCGGUGGGACUACUUUCGGACGACACCUUGUCCGAAACAUUCACCUCGAACAGCCCUGUGAUUGUAUGCCCGGACAGAAGAAAUGUACCUGCCACCGCCCGGGCAAAGCGGAGUCCUGGCUUUUCUCCAGGUUCUCUACUGGCUGGAGUUGUGGUCUCCAUGCGGACUGGACCGAGCUCACUAACUGCGUGCCUGCAGUGAUGAACAAGAAAAGCAAGAAGGAUGCUCAGAGGAACGGACGGAACUUCUACUACAUCACCAUGCUAAGGGACCCUGUCUCCCGCUACCUGAGCGAGUGGAAGCACGUGCAGCGUGGCGCCACCUGGAAGACCGCCCUGCACAUGUGUGACGGCCGCUCUCCCACCCAGGACGAACUGCCCGCCUGCUACAGUGGCGACGACUGGACCGGGGUCACGCUGACCAACUUCAUGGACUGCCCUUCCAACCUGGCCAACAACCGGCAGGUCCGCAUGCUGGCCGACCUCAGCCUGGUGGGCUGCUACAACGUCUCCACCUUCACCGCCGGCGCCGAACGAGAGCGCGGCCGCGUCCUACUAGCCAGUGCCAAGAACAACCUCCGCAACAUGGCCUUCUACGGCCUGACCGAGUUCCAGCGCAAGACGCAGUACCUGUUUGAGCGGACGUUCGGCCUGCGCUUCAUCCAGGCUUUCACGCAGAUCAACAGCACGCGGGCGGCCAGCGUGGGGGUGGGGGAGGGGGCUCUGCGGCGGCGUAUCGAGGGGCUCAACGCCCUGGACGUGGAGCUGUACGAGUACGCCAAGGAGCUGUUCCUCAGGAGGUACCAGUACAGCCGCCAGACACAGCACCGGGAGCAGAGGCUGAGGAGGAGGCAGGAGAGGCAGGAGGAGAGGCAGCGGCUACACCAGCACACAGCCUCUAUCUCCAAAGCCAGGAGGGAGGAGGAAGAGAGGGCGAUAGAGGGGGUGGAAGGGGAGGAGGUGGGAGGUGUAGCCACCACAGAGGACUACAGCAGCCAGGUGGUGAGAUGGUGAGGCCGUAACACCCAUGUAAGGACUAGUACUUCCUCUUCCUGUCAGUUUCUCUCUCUCUCUCUCUCUCUCUCUCUCUCUCUCUCUCUCUCUGCCUUGGGCUGCCCAAUGGUGUCUUAAUCUUUCAGAUGGAUGUAUUUAUUAUUUAUUAUUACUAUGUAUUAUGAUGUGGUAAACUUUUGUUUCUCCUCUCAUGCAGAGUUUAUUGUGUGUUCAUUUUCUAAUGCUUGUCUGUUCUUCAAAGUUGCUGAACAACUCUAGGGUGUCAAAUGGACAUUCUACAAGAUUUUAUCAGAAUCUCCAUGGGACUGUAUGUAAAUAAAAUGAGCGCCUCAGGAUUCUUGAAAUGUAAUGUGGUACGCUUCGGGUUGCAAAGGGAGGGUGCAGUACUGUGCAAACGUUUUAGGCAGGUAAGCUAACACGGUGAGGUUGCUGAAGACAGUUUACUGUCAAAAGUCAUACACCAUGGCAAGACUGAGCCCAGCAACAAGACACAAGGUAGUUAUACUGCAUCAACAAGGUCUCUCCCAGGCAGAAAUAUCAAGGCAGACAGGGGUUUCCAGAUGUUUUUUGAAGAAGCACAAAGAAACGGACAAUGUUGAGGACCGUAGAUUCAGUGGUCGGCCAAGGAAACUUACUGCAGCAGAUGAAAGACACAUCAUGCUUACUUCCCUUCACAAUCAGAAUUGGCAGAAAACAGAGGGACACUGGUACACCCAUCUACUGUCCGUAGAUGUAUGCUCAGAAGUGCCCUUCCUGGAAGACUUGCGGCCAAAAAGCCAUACCUCCAGGCCUCCCGGGUGCCACCAGAGACUCUGGGUUCGCACCCAAGCUCUGUCGCAACCGGCCGCGACCGGGAGGUCCGUGGGGCGACGCACAAUUGGCCUAGCGUCGUCCGGAUAGGGAGGG
Oncorhynchus tshawytscha (Chinook salmon) is the source of this 2810-nucleotide messenger RNA. Its product is annotated as heparan-sulfate 6-O-sulfotransferase 3-B-like. The record is from RefSeq and is a predicted model, not a curated record. The coding region runs from base 564 to 1904 and encodes 446 amino acids. Gene Ontology annotation, cellular component: membrane. Gene Ontology annotation, molecular function: heparan sulfate 6-sulfotransferase activity. The transcript has 2 exons. Lineage: Eukaryota; Metazoa; Chordata; Actinopteri; Salmoniformes; Salmonidae.